Molecule: messenger RNA, 2653 nt
Organism: Centropristis striata (black sea bass)
Lineage: Eukaryota; Metazoa; Chordata; Actinopteri; Perciformes; Serranidae
Gene: nol11
Product: nucleolar protein 11
Exons: 18
Coding region: 34-2196 (720 amino acids)
Biological process (GO): maturation of SSU-rRNA
Cellular component (GO): nucleus; nucleolus
Molecular function (GO): RNA binding
Source: RefSeq, a predicted model, not a curated record
GAUCCAACGUGUUCCACUUUCUUCUCGUCCAGCAUGGCCGCGCUGUACGAGGGAUACACGUUGUGCGGACUUGCCCCAGCUCAAAAUCUAUCAAAUUCAGGCAUUCAGGGGAUCGAAACGGAGAGAGACAGCGACUAUGUGGUCGUCACAGACACAACCAGAUCCGUCACGCUGUACAAGGUUUCAGACCAGAAGCCGUUGAGCAGCUGGACAGUGAAACAAGGACAGACGCUGACAUGUCCUGCAGUCUACAACUCGCAGACCAAGGAAUAUGUGGCAGUCUCGGACAGCAAGGUGAUCAGAAUUUGGAAGGAAGAAGACCUACUCCUAGACAAGGCUUUCAAAGCAACUGUGUCCUCAGAUGUCUGGAGGGUCCACUGUGCAGCUGGAGGGGAGCCUGUGGUCUUGUUCCAGAGAGGAGCUGUGAGGCUUCUGGACUCUCUCCUCUCUGCCCCCCAGCAGCCCAUAGAGGAAGUACUCUCUCCAGAGGAGGCCAUUAGCUGGAGCACCAUCGUGGUGACAGAGACACAACAGUUUAUAAUCUUCACAACUGAACAGAAAGGAGAUACUUUCCUCUACCUGCAGAGACUGAAUCCCAACACCCUACAGAGGUACCGGCUGGAGAGGCAGGAGCCUGGCCUCACCCCGCUCAGCUUCUCUGCCUCCUACAGGGAUAAACACAUCCGCCUGCUUUAUCUCUACUCUAAUGGUAAUGUGUACCAGAGUGUAGUCUCUGUGCGGGGCCUGGUAGCUGACGAGGGGACCCAGGCUCUCCCGCUGCCCCGCAGCCUGCAGCUGGGCCUUCCUGUCGGUGACGGCCAACUGGAGGCUGCGUCGGCUCAGGUCCUGGAUGAAGCUCAUGUGGCUGUCGUGGGGGUCCCACACCCCUCUGCCGGAGCUGGUAAAGACUUCCUUUGCAUCUGGAAUACCAAUUUCCAGACGCUGCAGGCAGGAAAAGAGAUGGCGGGUAAAAUCUACGGACAGCUUUGGAGUUAUUCGAACAAGUUAUUUAUUCCACAUGGGAAAACCCUCUCUGUUAUUCCAUACGAGUGCCCCAAAUCUUCCCUGGCCUCUGCUUUGGGGAAACUACGGCAGGCCAAGAUUGAAGAGUCCAAAGCUCCCACUCUUGUACCAUCUUGGAAUAACAUUCUGCAUGAAGAGAAAGCUCAUCCCUCGAGAACAGCGGAGACCAGGAAGACGAGAACAACUCGUAAGAGCCAAUCAGCAAGUAGUUUAACAAGUGACCAAGUUCUGGAGCUCAUCAAGACAGCACCAAUAGAAGAGGUCCAGAAAGAAGUGGAGGGGCUCCUCUCAAGGAUGGACAUCCAGGACCUGCAGACCUCGGUGGGGCAGCUCGCAUCAACCCUUGUGUCCCGGAGCCUGGACGAUCCAGCGUUCUACACCCCCAGCAGCCUGGCACAGCUAGUGCACACUCGAUGCCUUUGCCACAGUGUGUGUCCUGACCUUGUGCUCCUGGCUCUGGAGAGGAAGGACUACUUUCUGUGUCAGCUCUGCUUGCAGUUCUUCCCUGACAUCCCAGAAGCUGUCACCUGUGCCUGCCUGAAGGCCUUUAUCAGUAUGUCAGAUGCUGAUGCAGGACAAGUGAGCCUGGAGCCUGACAGUGUCUCCUUCAUGGAAAGCCUAAUGGCCAGAGAGCUGGGCCCGGCUGGUUUGCAGAACGGUUUCAGUCCCAACGCCAUGGACGAGGACCACUCAGACGACACUAGAGCAGAAAACAAGGAGAAGACCUCAACCCCACCAGAACAGAUCUGUCCAGUGGGACUAUACAAGGCUGCUCUACUAAAUGAGGUUCUGCAGACAGCGUACAGCGACUCUUUCCUCCUCCCACACCUAAAGGAUCUCUCCUCUCAGCAUGUCGUUCUUUUCCUCCAGUACCUGCAGUUCCUUUACCUGAAGUAUUCCCAGGAGUCUUUCCCACAGAUGCACGGAUUGAGAUCACCAAGUCUGACUCAGAUCAUGGAUUGGGUAUGCUUGCUGUUGGACGCCCAUUUCACAGUGCUAGUGAUGACUCCAGAGGCCAAAGGCUUGCUGAAGAGCCUCCACAGCUUUGUUAAGUCUCAGGUGAGACUGGUUUCUGAGCUUGGAAAGAUCGAGGGCAGUCUCCAAGAGCUCAAUAAGAUGAAGACGAAAAAGGAAGUUGGAAAAUACUCCAUUGAAAUCAUCGAGCUGUUUUAGAAUGUGCAUACUUUUUAAUUAAUCAUUGAGCAUAUUGUCUCCUUCCAACUUUUCACCUGUAGUAGUUUCAAGGUUGUCAACUUGUCCCAAAUGGUAUAAAUAUAAUGUGCUUUUUGGCACAGAUGCAAGCCAUCAGAGCUCAAGAUGCAUGAGUUUGACUGUACAGUAUAUGAAUUAUUUGUGUAGUUAAGGCAUUUAAAAGCUGCAGAUGCCUUUUAAACCAUAUAUACGUGUUCAAGAUGAUGAAAAUUUGACCAUUCUGAUUAGGGUUUGCAUGAUAAAUGUCUUCUUAAGGCAAAACAGGUUCAUAAUGAGUUUGUAUAAUGCAUGCAAAAUGGCAUACAACAAUCAUAGCGGGACUCAACUGUAAGACUGAAUGUUUCUGUCAGCUCAGACUUUGUACUGGAUUUUCCACAGGAAAGGCUUUUAUUUUGGAAAAAUAAAUAACUGAAAGAAA